Molecule: messenger RNA, 978 nt
Organism: Bombina bombina (fire-bellied toad)
Lineage: Eukaryota; Metazoa; Chordata; Amphibia; Anura; Bombinatoridae
Product: free fatty acid receptor 3-like
Exons: 1
Coding region: 1-978 (325 amino acids)
Biological process (GO): positive regulation of insulin secretion; positive regulation of cytosolic calcium ion concentration; response to fatty acid
Cellular component (GO): plasma membrane
Molecular function (GO): bioactive lipid receptor activity
Source: RefSeq, a predicted model, not a curated record
AUGUCUGUGGCCAUUCUGUCGCUGGUAAUUUACAUUAUGACAAUGUUUCUGGGAUUACCGUCUAAUAUUUUAAUAUUUUACAUUUUCUGCAAGAAAGCUCGAAGCCGGUUGACACCAAACUUAAUUUACAUGAUUAAUAUAUGCAUUUCUGAUUUAGUAUUCAUCAUGUUUUUGCCCAUAAAAAUUAUAGAAACAUUUCAAAGUAGCUGGACUCUUCCUGCAAUACUGUGUCCACUUUACAAUUUUUGCCACUUCAGCACUAUAUAUGCCAGUGCCUUAUUCCUUACUGCUGUAAGUGUUGGACGAUACCUAAGUGUUGCUUUCCCUAUCAAAUACAAGAUUUAUAAGAAGCCAAAAUACUCGUGUCUGAUAUGUGUAGGUUUGUGGGCAAUCGUGUUUGUUCAUGUGUCCUUUGCGUUCCUUGUGGAGACUACACAAAAUAGAACACUUGCACUUUUUCUUACCACAACUACAGACAGCAGAGUAGUCUGCUAUGAAAAUUUCACAGAGGACCAGCUGGCUUUGGUGGUGCCAGUCAGAUUUGAAAUCUCAAUCGUUUUAUUUUGUUUGCCAUUGGCCAUCACUACAUUCUCUUAUAUGUCCUGUAUUCGAAUCCUAAUGAGAUCCUGCAUGCAUACAAAGCACAAGAAGAGAGCCAUCCGUGUUGCCGUGACAACACUCACAGUUUUUAUAAUAUGCUUUGCACCUUACAACAUUUCUCACAUUGUGGGUUUUGCUCUUAAAGUAAAUGUUCGAUGGCGACAAGAGGCCCUGCUAACCAGCACAUGCAAUACCUUUCUGGACCCCCUUAUCUUUUACUUUUUGUCAUCAUCUGUGGACCAAGGCUUUUCUCAGACUUUGAAGACUUUACACAUAAAAUACAGAGCUUCGGUUCUCAAGUUUUCAUCCAUAUUCAAAAAAGAACAGCAAGAGCAUUUAAAAGCACAUCAUUUAAAAACAAUAUCAUCUGGUGUAUAA